AGUAUCCGUAUGUUAGUUGAGAUUCGUAGGGUUUGCUAAGUUCACUUGGAUUUCUUACUUAUUUUCCUAAUCAAUUCUUCCAGAAAGUCACGCAUCAGCCACUCGUCAACUAAUCAAAAACACAAAAUGCUAAACGAAUGUAUUAACCGAACCAUUUUUUUCAUGCGUGCGUGGAGUUACCACUUUCACCGCGUCAAGUCCUCAAAGGCAUGACCUGACCUGACCUUCCUUUCCGGACGUUGUAAGACUAUAAAUUUCACCUCGCAAGUUUUCAAUCUCGAACCCUUUCCAUGCUUCCGAAAUGGCUCCGUGGAUUUUCUUUCUCCUCGCGAUCCUCGCCUCCGCAGAACCCGAACCCACGAGACAGAACAACCAGAGCAAUCUCAUGGCAGCAAUGUCAGAUAUGAGAAGGCAAUCCUACCACGGGUUUGUCAUCCUUCUUCAGCUCCUCAACAACACCGAUUUCCUCAAGAGCACCGAGGUUACCUUCUUGAUGCCCAGCGACAGCGAUCUGUCCCAAGCAGACAUCAAUCUGGGCAAUCUCCAGACCUUUGUCCUCAGCCACAGCAUUCCAGCAUGGCUGAUGAUCAACCACAUGCUUCGUUUCCCCAACCGAACUAUGGUUCCUUCUAACUCUCAGGACCAGGUUCUAACCAUAACCAAGGCCAGAGGGACACUAGGGCUUUACGUUAACGAUGCCAGGAUCAUAUCUCCCAAUAUCUGCCAGGAUUCCCGGAUAUCCUGCCAUGGAAUCAGCAACGUCAUUAAAUUUACUGACGAGUCUUGCUCCACGGUUAUAUUAACUGCCAAAGAGAACAAAGAAGGUAAGCAAUCUGCAGGGAGUUCCUUUCACGCCAUGUUAUCCCAUUUGCAUGCAAAGCAUUCUAGAGCAACUGAGAACAAGAAAAAAGGAGGAGGAAUCCCGUUCUUACCCCUUCAUCAUCAGCGAAGAACUGCCCCGCUGCACUGAGCUUCUUCCUCCCAGAAAGUUUCAGACGGUACCCCGAUCCUCCAUUUCAUCCAGAAAUAAAAGCUUACUAACAGUUAUGUAGCUCACAGAAUGUAGAAACUAGAAAGGUAAUUAAAGAAUAAAACGGGCACGAAAAAAAUCAAAUAAGUUUCGAGCUCUCUAUUGUUACAAACUUCUUUCACUUGCACAAGAAUGCCGGAAUGAGAUCUCUCUACAUCAAAAA
Messenger RNA from Tarenaya hassleriana, 1193 nucleotides. RefSeq lists its product as uncharacterized. The record is from RefSeq and is a predicted model, not a curated record. The transcript has a single exon. Lineage: Eukaryota; Viridiplantae; Streptophyta; Magnoliopsida; Brassicales; Cleomaceae. Bases 302 to 970 code for a protein of 222 amino acids.